This is a messenger RNA of Gigantopelta aegis, 1416 nucleotides long. RefSeq names its product limbic system-associated membrane protein-like. Bases 1 to 1416 code for a protein of 471 amino acids. The record is from RefSeq and is a predicted model, not a curated record. NCBI's taxonomy places the organism in Eukaryota, Metazoa, Mollusca, Gastropoda, Neomphalida, Peltospiridae. The transcript is spliced from 9 exons. Gene Ontology annotation, cellular component: neuron projection.
AUGUCAGAGUUCAAAUUCGGGAUGAGCGUGACUGAACCUACUUUUGAAUAUGGGCACGUAAAAAAGAGUUCCCAUACCCGUAAAACAAGAUCUGAGGGUGUCUGGAGAGAUCCACCAACAAGGGAAAUGUGUCUGCGAGCGUCCAUCACUCUCUGGCUCCUGUUGGAAGUACACCUCAUCUCCCACUGGAUCAGUGUGGCCACAGAGUUUAGAUUUGGCCAGAAUGAUAGAGUAAUUGAUGAGACGCCGAUCAAUGUCAAGGUCGUUGCCAAGACAACAGCCAUAUUGCCCUGCACUGUUGACCCUAAAUACACAGAAGGAUUCAACGACGAAUAUAAGGUCGUAUGGGUGAACCCUGAGCAUAUUGUCAUAAGUCUGCAGGAUCGGCGCAUGCUCAAUGACAUGCGCAUUACGGUGGAAAGGCCAUUUCUGAGUGACUGGAAUCUGCACAUCAGGAACAUCAGUCUGAAGGACGCGGGUAUCUACAGCUGUCAGAUCAACACCGUGCCUCCGAGGUUCAAAAAGGUCAAUCUGAUCGUGCAAGUUCCUCCUAAAAUCACGUACUACACACGUCCCACUGACAUCAAAGUGCGCGUUGGGGACGACGUACAGCUCAUGUGUAACUCCACUGGUAUCCCUCCGCCGACAAUCACGUGGUACCGGUUAAACAGAUACAGCAACAAAGCAAAAGAAAAGAUAGGUUUCGAAGGUGAGGUUCUUCGCAUCCGCAACAUCUCGAGGGUGUGCGCAGACAGCUACGAGUGUGUGGCCAACAACUCCGUGCCUCCAUCCAAGUCGAGACAAAUCAAAGUUACAGUGGAAUACCCUCCAGAGAUAAGGCUUCCCAAUUCGAGGAUAGGACAAAUAGUUGGGCGAGAAACAAUUCUCGAGUGCAUUAUCUCCUCCUCGCCGCUAGGUGUCACUGUGUGGAAACGUCAUGGCGUCGAACUGAGUACGAGCUGGAAGUACGAAGUGGAUCUGUACAACGACGGCCCGCACACCGUGACCUUGACCCUCCGCAUAGCCAACAUCGACCACAACGACUUCGGCAUCUACAUGUGUGAAGCGCUCAACCCACACGGCAUGACGUCGGCGAAGAUGAUGUUGUAUGAAGUAUUUCCAUUCACGAGACCUCCGCCUACCACGACGACGACAACGCAGUCGUAUGUUCAUUACACCCCGAAAGUGAUGAUUGUGAGUAACGCGGGCGGAAACCAAAAGCACGGGUCCGGUAGUUUCGGACACUACAGCGGCGGUAAAGUGAACAUGAAGACCAAACUGACCCAUGAUAAAACACUGCUGACCAAACCCAGCGCCGGCGCGCAGUUAACAGGUUCAGUCUUAUUUUCACUGAACUAUAGCGUGACCGUGACCGUGACCUUCAUUCCGCUCCACAUGUAUCGGACGUACACUUAG